UCUGUAAUCCUUAAAUAACAAUAUUUAUCUAGCAAAUAGAUGAAAACAACUACUACUCUAACCAGAUUUAAACUGUGUUUACAUAGUAUUCUAUUGUUAUAAUAUUCUCCAGAAAUAUCCAAUUAUUUUAUAUCACUUGUGUCAGGCCGUGUUUCUUCAAACCAAUACGAAGCAUGUCAUCUGACAAAGACCCGCUUACCAGCGAGAGAUCUGGAAGAGUGAGAGAAGUCGGCAAUCACGCUAUUUGGAGUCUGUCAUCUUGUAAGCCAGGUUUUGGCAUAGACCAGCUGAGGGAUGACUGUAUGGACACAUAUUGGCAGUCAGACGGACAACUGCCACACCUAGUAAACAUCCAAUUUCAGAGAAAGACUAUGGUGUCACACAUCUACAUCUACACAGACUACAAACUGGACGAGAGCUACACUCCCAGCAGGAUAUCCAUCAGGGCCGGAACACACUUCAAUGAUCUACAGGAAAUUGAAGUUAUUGAAUUAAUAGAGCCGAGUGGAUGGGAAAUGAUACCGAUCAAAGACAUGCAUGACAGACCAAUAAGAACAUUUAUGAUCCAGAUAGCAGUGUUGAGCAACCACCAGAACGGGAGAGACACACACAUGAGACAGAUCAAAGUGCAUUCUCCAUGUGAACCCACUUCAUUUGAUAUUAAUAAAUUUAGGAACUUUUCUACGGUCCAAUUCCAGCAGUACACUACUAUCCGAUAAGAGUUUCCUCUUCUGUUCCGAAAGCUAAGAAUAAUCAAGCCUUAUUUUUUUAUUGUCUUAUAUUGUCGGAAACUGUAUAAGGUUUUUAUCGAUGGUGUCAACAUAGAAUUCCCGUUUCUAGUUAUGUUUUAUUGGCUUAAAGGCAUCAGAAUCAAAAAAUACAAAAAAAGGGAAAACAGGGGAAACCUGGCGCGAUCUGUACUGUAAAAAGCUUCGACCGGUCGAACUCAUUUGCUUGACCAUUAAAUCAAAAACUAUAAAAUAAUUAUCAUGUUAUAUUAAAUAAACUGAAUAAAUCUGUACAGUAU
Messenger RNA from Cydia splendana, 1027 nucleotides. RefSeq names its product anaphase-promoting complex subunit 10 (gene APC10). The record is from RefSeq and is a predicted model, not a curated record. Bases 174 to 719 code for a protein of 181 amino acids. Lineage: Eukaryota; Metazoa; Arthropoda; Insecta; Lepidoptera; Tortricidae. Gene Ontology annotation, biological process: anaphase-promoting complex-dependent catabolic process; protein K11-linked ubiquitination. Gene Ontology annotation, cellular component: anaphase-promoting complex. The transcript has 4 exons.